AGAUGGCGCCCCCAGGAGCUGGGAGCGGGUGACCGGCGGCGGGGAAGCGGCCUGGGUUGGCCCUCAGAUUGCGGGGUCCCGGGGGCCUGUCGCGGGGCGCCCCCGUGACCCGCCGACCAGGCCUUCCCCCGGGCCGGAGCGAUGGCCGCCGAGAACAGCAAGCAGUUCUGGAAGAGGAGCGCCAAGCUGCCGGGGAGUAUUCAGCCUGUGUAUGGAGCUCAGCACCCUCCUCUGGAUCCUCGGCUCACCAAAAACUUCAUCAAAGAACGGUCGAAAGUCAACUCAGCUCCUCUGAAGAACAAGAAGGCCUCUAGUUUCCAUGAGUUUGCCCGGAAUACCAGUGAUGCCUGGGACAUAGGCGAUGAUGAGGAAGAGGACUUUUCCUCACCUCCUUUCCAAACUCUGAACUCGAAAGUGGCUUUGGCAACUGCGGCCCAAGUCCUGGAGAACCACAGCAAGCUGAGGGUAAAACCUGAACGGUCGCAGUCGACAACAUCAGACGUCCCUGCCAGCUACAAGGUCAUAAAGUCCAGCAGUGAGGCCCAGCUGUCCCGAAACUCCAGUGACACGUGCCUGAGGAACCCACUCCACAAACAGCAGUCUCUCCCUCUCCGGCCCAUCAUCCCCCUUGUUGCCCGGAUCUCAGACCAGAAUGCUUCUGGGGCCCCUCCAAUGACAGUCCGGGAGAAAACCCGUCUAGAAAAGUUUCGGCAGCUGCUUUCCAGCCACAACACUGAUUUAGAUGAAUUGAGGAAGUGGAGCUGGCCAGGCGUUCCCAGGGAAGUUCGACCGGUCACCUGGAGACUGCUGUCGGGCUAUCUUCCGGCAAACACCGAGCGGCGGAAGUUGACCCUGCAGAGGAAGCGGGAGGAGUACUUUGGCUUCAUUGAGCAGUAUUAUGACUCUCGGAAUGAGGAGCAUCACCAGGACACCUACAGACAGAUUCACAUUGACAUUCCAAGGACAAAUCCUCUCAUCCCAUUGUUCCAGCAGCCGCUUGUCCAGGAGAUCUUUGAAAGGAUUCUCUUUAUCUGGGCCAUCCGACACCCCGCCAGCGGUUACGUCCAGGGCAUUAAUGACCUGGUCACUCCGUUCUUUGUCGUCUUCCUCUCAGAAUACGUGGAAGAGGAUGUAGAGAACUUUGAUGUGACCAACUUGUCUCAGGACAUGCUGCGAAGCAUUGAAGCUGACAGCUUCUGGUGCAUGAGCAAGCUGCUGGACGGGAUCCAGGAUAAUUACACCUUCGCACAGCCGGGGAUCCAGAAGAAGGUCAAGGCACUGGAAGAGCUUGUCAGCCGCAUCGAUGAGCAGGUACACAGUCACUUCAGGAGGUACGAGGUAGAGUACCUGCAGUUUGCCUUUCGGUGGAUGAACAACCUGCUGAUGCGGGAGCUUCCUCUGCGCUGCACCAUCCGCCUGUGGGACACCUACCAGUCUGAGCCGGAAGGGUUCUCACACUUCCAUCUCUACGUGUGUGCCGCCUUCUUGAUCAAGUGGAGGAAGGAGAUUCUGGAUGAGGAAGACUUCCAGGGCCUCCUCAUGCUGCUGCAGAACCUGCCAACCAUCCACUGGGGCAAUGAGGAGAUCGGGCUGCUGCUGGCCGAGGCCUAUAGACUCAAGUACAUGUUUGCAGACGCCCCCAACCACUACCGUCGAUAGGUGCUGUCUCCCCUGGGGACCAGACUGCCUCAUCUCUGAUGGCUCUCAUCACUGUGGCCACUGUGCAAGCCAUGGACCCCAGCCAGGAACCACUCCUGCUGUACAAAGCUCACCCCACCGCCGCCACCCAGGUCUUAACUUCACAGCAUCCGCCACGCUGUGUCUCUGAUGUGUGUCUGGGACCACUGUCAGUAUUCUGUGCCGUGUGGAUGGGCCCGACUCUGGGAGAGGCAGAGAAGGAGGUGACGCCGGACAAAAGAAGGGGAGCUCCAGGUCCGUCCCCACGUUGUCCCUACAUGCACCUGCUGGUUCUGCCCAGGACCCAUCUGCUGUUGGUUUUCUUUUACUUUCUUCUUUUAAAACAGGGAACA
Phodopus roborovskii (desert hamster) is the source of this 2030-nucleotide messenger RNA. It is a transcript of the gene Tbc1d22b, whose product is annotated as TBC1 domain family member 22B. The record is from RefSeq and is a predicted model, not a curated record. The transcript is spliced from 13 exons. Gene Ontology annotation, biological process: activation of GTPase activity. Bases 142 to 1659 code for a protein of 505 amino acids. Gene Ontology annotation, molecular function: GTPase activator activity. Lineage: Eukaryota; Metazoa; Chordata; Mammalia; Rodentia; Cricetidae.